Messenger RNA from Pelobates fuscus (common spadefoot toad), 2444 nucleotides. RefSeq names its product repulsive guidance molecule BMP co-receptor a (gene RGMA). The record is from RefSeq and is a predicted model, not a curated record. Gene Ontology annotation, cellular component: plasma membrane. NCBI's taxonomy places the organism in Eukaryota, Metazoa, Chordata, Amphibia, Anura, Pelobatidae. Gene Ontology annotation, biological process: BMP signaling pathway. The transcript is spliced from 4 exons. The coding region runs from base 262 to 1605 and encodes 447 amino acids. Gene Ontology annotation, molecular function: coreceptor activity.
AGUGAUUCUCUCUACUAGUGAGUCUCUCUAUCAGUGAAGUGCAUGUAUCAGAGGGAGAGCCAGUGUCAGUCAGAAGUGUGAGCCUCUCUGUGUGAGGAGGAGGAGGAGCCGGGGAAGGGCCGGGCAGCUGCUCUCAGUGUGUCGGUCAGACAGUGUCUGUCUCCGGGCUGUUUGCUGCAGCAUGCGGGGGAGAGGGCUACGACCCCCCAUGUGAGCACUGGACGUCCUAUGGGAGGCUGACCCCUCGGGCUGGGCAGGCUGAUGCAGCCGACAAGGGCAAGGGUUGUGGAUAAAGCCCAAGCUGGAUGGAUGGGUAUGGGGAGAGGGGCAGGACCCAAAGCCCUGGGAUUCUUCAAAAUCCUCGCUGUCUUCUUGUGCACAUUCCAAACAGUGAGCUCAUCGUGCAGGAUUCUGAAGUGUAACUCUGAAUUCUGGUCUGCUACUUCCAACAACCAACAUCAGAACAGACCUGAAGACCCUGUGGAGUUCUGCACUGCACUGCGUACCUACGCUCAUUGCACCCGCCGUACUGCUCGCACUUGCAGGGGAGAUCUGGCUUAUCAUUCAGCCGUCCAUGGCAUUGAUGACCUCAUGAGCCAACACAACUGCUCAAAAGAUGGCCCAACCUCACAGCCACGUCUUCGCACCCCACCUCCAUGGGACAGCCAGGAGAGGUCAGAUAGUCCAGAGCUUUGCCAUUAUGAGAAGAAUUUUCACCGGCAUGCAGCACCUCCAAACUACACCCACUGCGGCUUGUUUGGAGACCCCCAUCUUAGGACUUUUACGGACACAUUCCAGACUUGCAAAAUACAAGGCGCAUGGCCUAUUGUAGACAAUAAUUACUUAAAUGUGCAAGUCACUAACACCCCAGUACACCCAGGUUCAUCUGCAACUGCUACAACCAAGCUCACAAUAAUCUUCAAGAACUUCCAGGAAUGUGUAGACCAGAAAGUUUACCAAGCUGAAAUGGAUGAGCUUCCUGCAGCUUUCAUAGAUGGUUCAAGAAAUGGUGGGGACAAGAGUGGAGCAAACAGUUUGAAAAUCAUUGAGAAAGUGGCUGGUCAGCAUAUCGAGAUACAAGCCAAGUACAUUGGAACCACCAUAGUAGUUCGACAGGUGGGCCGCUACCUUACCUUUGCUGUGCGGAUGCCAGAAGAAGUUGUGAAUGCUGUAGAUGACAAAGAUAAUCAGGGUCUUUACUUGUGUCUCCAUGGUUGCCCUCAAAAUCAACAGAUUGACUUUAGAACCUUUCAUUCUCAAACCCCUGAAACUGGUAUUAGAAAGCAUGGGGCUGGAUCUAAUGCUCCUUCAUUCACUCCUAAAAUGGCAGGAGCCAAGUGCAAAGAAAAACUUCCAGUAGAGGACCUUUACUUCAAGUCUUGUGUGUUUGAUCUUCUAACCACAGGAGACGUGAAUUUCACCUUAGCUGCUUAUUAUGCCUUUGAGGAUGUGAAAUUAUUACAUUCCAACAAGGACAAAAUCCACUUGUUUGAAAGGACCACUGACUUGGGACCAGGAAAUACAGCUUCUCAACAAGACAUGGUGUUUACGAAGAUACUAGUGGUUUUAAUGUGUUUGGUUCAGUGCAGUGCAGUGUUGCUGUGAUUUUUUUUUUAUGUUUACUGUGUAAAUCCUUGUGGGAUAAGAUGAGAUUAUGACUAUUGUAGAGGUGCAGUCCCAAUUGCCAAGAUGCAUUCGUUAAUUGCAAAGCACUCAAUGUAACAACUUCUACAUGAUCUACCGUAGUUUCAUAAUUUAUUUUCUAUAUUUAAUAGAUGGAUUUCUAUAUAUGAGAGUCUCUAACCAUACAUAUAUGGCAACAUGUUCUUGGAAUACUGACCUUGUUUAUAGAGUUUUAUACCCGUAGCUGUUUAUCUGGCCCCCAUUCCACACUAGAAGAAAAUAUAUGGAACUAAAUUGUUAGUCUUACGUUGAAUGGUUUGAUUCAGUUUAAGAGUAGUUGGAGUUAAUCCAGUAAAAUGUGGAUGCAACAAAACAAUGUAAAGAAAAUAGAUGUUUUUGAAUAUGAUCAUGCAUAUAUUUGACAUGAAACAAUUGUUACUAAUAUGUAGGUGCUUCACAAUUGUCACCAUUACCUAGAAUAGCUUAUAUGCAUCAAUACCUCAUUAACAGAACCAACAGUUUAUAGGCCCAUAGGGCCGGAAAACAGUCUCAUGGCAAACACGUGGUACUGCAGACAUCCGAAUGGCUGUGUACUUUGCAUUUGUGAACGUGGCUUUGUGUUUCUUAAUAAGCUGUUAUUGCAUGCACAGUUAGUGAUGCUCGCACAGUGGAAUACGCCGUAUCGGAAAUGGCCAGUAUAUCAAAGGGAAUGCAGAGGAGAUGUGAGUGGUUUUAAAUUUCCCAACUUCCACUUCUUUGCUGUUUGUUGCUACUCUAUUAUCUUUAUAGCCAAGAGAACGUACAGAACGUAAAUAAAGCUC